ACGCCAAGAGCCUGGUGGCCAUCCUGCAUCUGCUGGUUGCUCUGUCCCAGUAUUUCCGGGCACCAAUCCGUCUCCCAGACCACGUUUCCAUUCAAGUGGUUGUGGUCCAGAAACGAGAAGGGAUCCUCCAGUCCCGGCAAAUCCAAGAGGAAAUGACUGGAAACACAGAGGCACUUUCUGGAAGGCAUGAGCGAGAUGCCUUCGACACAUUGUUCGACCACGCACCAGACAAACUCAACGUGGUGAAAAAGACACUCAUCACGUUCGUCAACAAGCACCUGAAUAAGCUGAACCUGGAAGUCACAGAGCUGGAAACCCAGUUUGCAGAUGGCGUGUACCUGGUGCUGCUGAUGGGGCUCCUGGAGGGCUACUUUGUGCCUCUGCACAGCUUCUUCCUGACCCCAGACAGCUUCGAACAGAAGGUGCUGAAUGUCUCCUUUGCCUUUGAGCUCAUGCAAGACGGAGGCCUGGAAAAGCCAAAACCCCGGCCAGAAGACAUCGUCAACUGUGACCUGAAAUCCACGCUGCGGGUGUUGUACAACCUCUUCACCAAGUACCGGAAUGUGGAGUGAGGGACCCCCGGGGGCUCCCCUCGGCCCGGGAGCUCUAGCUGCAGGCAGACCAAACCGCCUCCAUACUGCCUUCACCUGCUUCUGCCUGACUCCUGCUCAGCACUGUCCCACAUGGCCAGCUCCCCCAGCGAUGCUGGGGAUCUGAGUGGGCUGCCCAGACCUCCUGUAGCCUGCGCAGUGACCCCCUCCUUGGGGCCAGGUUCAGAUCCCCUCACUAUAGUUUGGAGAACCAGUUUAAGCAAAAGAUAAGAUGCGAUAAGAUGAAAAUAAAGGCAAUAAAGCCAA
Messenger RNA from Echinops telfairi (small Madagascar hedgehog), 857 nucleotides. RefSeq names its product parvin alpha (gene PARVA). NCBI's taxonomy places the organism in Eukaryota, Metazoa, Chordata, Mammalia, Afrosoricida, Tenrecidae. Gene Ontology annotation, molecular function: actin binding. Gene Ontology annotation, biological process: establishment or maintenance of cell polarity; actin cytoskeleton organization; substrate adhesion-dependent cell spreading. Bases 153 to 572 code for a protein of 139 amino acids. The transcript has 8 exons. The record is from RefSeq and is a predicted model, not a curated record. Gene Ontology annotation, cellular component: focal adhesion; actin cytoskeleton; cytoplasm.